AUGAAGAACGGAGGAAUCGUCAGGAAUGAUUUGACGGAAGAUGAUAAGAAUUGCACCAAUGGAAUCAAAUGGAUUCAAGAUGCUUUCGGUGAUUGUGUGGACACCGACUUGAAGCUGCUCGGCUUCAUCAUUGGUUUCAUCUCAUUGUUGUUGUGGCUCGUGCCGCUUUUCCCGCAGCUUCUUCAAAACUACAAAACGAAAAAAUGCGAUGGGUUGUCGCUGUAUUUUCUCUUUUUCUGGCUCGUCGGCGAUACGUGUAACAUGUUGGGCGCAAUCCUUACCAAUCAGCAACCGAUUCAGAAGAUUAUUGGUGUUUACUACAUUUUUCAGGAUCUCGUUCUCUGGGGUCAAUACGGCUACUAUACCUAUUUGUACAAGCGCGGUGAAAGAAGAGGCACAAUCGUUGUUCCUUGUAUCGCCAUCGCUUCACUCACUUCGUUUUGUUUCUUGCCGAAUGAUGCAUCACAUGGACAUUUCCAAGCUUUCCCGUCAUCUCCACAUUCGCGAGUGAUUCGAUCGGUGGAUUCUCUGCGGGAUCCGUCAUUCGAAAACGCCCUCCAAAUGUGGCCAAUCUUCGAGAGUUAUACUGAUGUGCUCGGAUACGUGAUUGGAUCGAUAGCGGCGCUUUGCUAUUUUGGUGGACGAAUCCCGCAAUUGGUCAAGAACUAUCGAAGAAAAAGUUGUGAAGGUCUUUCUUUGCUGAUGUUCUACAUUAUCAUCGCUGCUAACAUGACAUACGGGAUUUCGGUGCUUUUAGCGUGCACAGGAUGGUUGUAUUUCUUGAGGCAUCUACCCUGGGUGGCGGGCAGUCUUGGUUGUUGUUUCUUCGAUUUCAUCAUGAUCAGCCAAUACUACUACUACAAUCGACGACAAGCUGCCGGCACGGAUCAUGAACGACUUCUCGAAUCGGAACACGAGGAA
Molecule: messenger RNA, 921 nt
Organism: Mesorhabditis belari
Lineage: Eukaryota; Metazoa; Nematoda; Chromadorea; Rhabditida; Rhabditidae
Source: the annotation of a GenBank genome assembly